Hermetia illucens (black soldier fly) is the source of this 5545-nucleotide messenger RNA. RefSeq names its product A disintegrin and metalloproteinase with thrombospondin motifs 7 (gene AdamTS-B). Gene Ontology annotation, molecular function: metalloendopeptidase activity. NCBI's taxonomy places the organism in Eukaryota, Metazoa, Arthropoda, Insecta, Diptera, Stratiomyidae. The coding region runs from base 2039 to 5113 and encodes 1024 amino acids. The record is from RefSeq and is a predicted model, not a curated record. The transcript has 19 exons. Gene Ontology annotation, biological process: proteolysis; extracellular matrix organization. Gene Ontology annotation, cellular component: extracellular matrix.
UCGAAAGGUGUCGCGGCGAGUGGCAUUCUUAAGAAGUGAUCUUGCCGUGCGAUUACUGAGAUUACGAUAUCUUUUUUUUGUUCUUCCGAUUCCCUGAAUUCAAGCCUAAAAUUGAACAGUUUCUAAGCUCCAUGAACCCAAGAAAAAUAGAUCAGAUACUCAGUCAGACAUCUUCGUAAAAGUCUGUCUCAGAUAAGUUUAUCUAGUGUUGAUCUUGAAAAUAGCGCAACGGCGCUCAGUGUGGGUGACUGACGGAGGCAAUCCGCGAAACGAGCAGGUAAUUACGAGUCACAGCAUCAUCGUAGAUGUGGGAAGUACCUGCUGAUUCGACGAUGGUGCAUCACCAGUCGCGAGAUAAACCUCACCUUUUGUACUAUUGUCGCAUUUUCCGAUCUCUGUCGAGACUUCUUGUAUCUUAAAUGUCUCUUGAGUAAUUUGAAUGUAAUUCCUCGCUGUAAUCCGGAUUAGAGGCCCCAUGGGUUCCCGUGGUUCGAUUACCUUGUACCACGCGCGUCUUCUGAUCUCUUUCGAUUUUCUGAUGGAAACAAUUUAGCAAUCUUUCUGGCAAUGGAUCCAUUUUUGAUCAGUGAGGCCUGAUUUCUCAAAGGUGGCUUUAUUGCUAAUUUCCGCAUAUGCGCGGUCUUAUGUAGGUACGUCUGACCAUAUGUCACGAUCUCCAUCAGAAAGAUCCAAUUUUUUCUUUAUCUUGGGAACGCGUUGCCGUCAUACCGGGGGAAUACAUAUAUGGGUCGCGAUCGCGAAUGUGACUGGCUCUACACACGUUCUACCGCACAAUUGGAUUUCCUACAAAAAACAGUCACAACCGUGAUCGUGAUCGUGUAACUCAAUAUAUAGCGCAGAAAAACGCGUGAAACAGCCGCAUCAGGCAACAGUACGUGCCGAUAAUUGUGAUGUAAACGCAUUACUUGCACUUUCCCAUUUUCACGGAAUCCGGCUGGGUAGCUAUCAUCCCAUUUGUGCGGUGCAAGUGCUAAUCUCUCGGUUAUCAACGUCGCGUGUGUUUACCUCCGAAACAUUUAAUAAGCAAGAAAGAAAUAAUUGAUAACGAUAAUUAUAAAUAAAUCAUGUUAUGGCGCCACCGAAUUCGUUUUCAUUCCAAUUCGAAAAUAUUGAGAUACGACCAGGAUCUGGUCGCUGUUUUUCCAGCUAAUUAAUAUCGGGGAAAUGCUGAUCGUUGAAAAUCUUAUCAGUUGAUCCAGUGUUGCUUCAUAGACUCAUUCUGACUUGGCUCACAUAUGUGACAAAUAGACAAACACAACCCCUACCGCAAACUCGGUCUGGCUAGUUGAGUGUGUUUUCAUUGAGAGUGAUAAGAGCGAAAUUUAUUGUUGUCAAAGAUAUUGAACGAGAUCAUUGCAGUUACGAGUUUUUAUUUCAGAGAAUUGAACCACAUAUCCUGCGCUAAGUUUGCCAAGUCACUCCUGUUAUCAACGAGUUCUUCUCGGGGCUGAAAAACGAAAAGACGCCCUCCCGCAUCUUCAAGAUCUUUGAAGCGUAUGUGCAAGGAGCUUAGGAGAAAAGCCAACAUUUCCGUCCCACCAGAAUCAUCUGUAGUAAUGUAUCUCUACUCAGUGUAGCUUGAUUUGAGAAAAAACUGCGCAGCCUUGACCAGAUUUCCAGAUGGCAGUCAAUCGGACGAUCUUGAAAUGUUCUCGGUAAACAAGAAAAUCGCCAAGCUAAUCGACAAUGGGUGAAGAAAGCAGCGAAGACAGUGCUUUAUAAACUUCCGCACGGUUAACGCGUUCAUGAGUUAUAGUGAUCGUGUGAAAAAGGGAUAAUCGUCCGAUACGAAUUCCGAUUUUUUUGGUAACUCCGUGAACUCGGAGACAGUUGAAAAGUUGUUUUUCCAACCAUUUGAUUUAUUGCCUGGCGGUAUCCCGCGUGUUAUCGCAAAACGUGAUCGUUAUUUUGAAAAAAAAGUGCAAAAUCUUUUUAGUGAUAAAGUGUUGUAAAUUAUUUUUUAAAUUUAUACGAAAAGUGAUAGAUGCAAUUAGGUGUUAGUGUUACUUAAGCCGAGAUGGCCGUUUCAAAAAGAGUUUGCCGGUUUGCGAUUUGCUUGUGGGUUUGCUGCAGUUGUUGGGCACUAGGAGAUUUGCCACCCAGAGGCAAAUAUACCCACAAUAUAAGCACUGGUCAUUUAGUCAUUCCUCGAAAAGUAGAUCAUAAGGGACAACAUAUAUCACAUAAUCUAACCCAUCAUCAUGAUAUCCAUGGCAAAGACUUACAUUAUCACAUCGAAGUUGGUAAUGAGACGUUACAUUUGGAAUUGGAGCCUCAUAAUUACUUCAUGGCCCCUGGACUCAUAGUCGAAAGGCACAAAAGAGAAAUCCGCACCCGAAAAAGACCGUCUCGUCAUGUGAAUUGCCACUACCAUGGAAAAGUUCGUGGUCAAGAAGGAUCAAGGGUGGCUCUUUCAGCAUGUAAUGGCAUUGCAGCUCAUCUCCGAACACACAAUGGAGACUACUUUGUUGAGCCUUCUAAGCACCAUGAAUACUCAGAAGGGGAUGGCCAUCCACACGUAGUAUUUCACAGAUCUGCCGUUCAAACCAAAAAAAAACGCAAAGGUCGCCACAAAAAGAGGCAACAGCACAUAAGUAAUUGCGGCACUAAGGAGCCCCGGCGUCGCACCGAAACGAAAAUUGAAUGGCAGCCCCAAGGCAAAGUAUUUAUUCAGCGUGGUCGGAAAAUUCGACGACAUCAAAACGCUCAGACCCAUAACAAUCACAUGAAUCACCAUAAAGAUGGUGGUGCGUCUGCAAAUUCGCGUCAACAGCACCGUCGACGCACAAAACGUUCAAUUAGCAGCCCACGCCAUGUUGAAGCAUUGAUAGUCGUUGAUAGUUCCAUGGUUGCAUUUCACGAUGACGCCGAACAAUAUAUGCUGACAAUUAUGAAUAUGGUAUCCUCCCUGUAUAAAGAUCCCAGUAUUGGUAAUUCCAUCCAAAUCGUUAUCGUUAGGAUUAUUCUAAUCGAGGAUGAGGAGGCGCACCCUGAUCUCAAUUUAACAGAGAACGCCCAACGAAAUUUACAAAUGUUUUGCUCUUGGCAGCAUAAACUGAACCGCGAUAGCGAGAAUGAUCCACAACACCACGAUGUCGGCAUAUUGGUGACUAGGAGGAAUAUUUGCGGAAAUGACUGCUUGACCUUAGGACUUGCUAACGUCGGUGGAAUGUGUAAGCCCAGGAAAUCCUGCAGUGUUAACGAGGAUAAUGGAAUAAUGUUAUCACAUACGAUUGCUCACGAAUUAGGACACAACUUCGGAAUGUACCACGACACAGCGAAAAUCGGAUGCCAUGGACGCGAAGGACCAAUUGUGCACAUCAUGACCCCAACUUUCGGAGCUGACACGGUACAGGUUGCCUGGUCCAACUGCAGCCGGAAAUAUAUUACGCAUUUCCUUGAUCAAGGGCUCGGACGUUGCCUCGAUAAUGCUCCUACCCAACAUGUGCCAUUUGAAUAUGCCGACUUGCCACCAGGAGCCUUGUACAAAGCAGAACGCCAAUGUCAACUUCAAUUCAAUUUGACGGAGGAAGAGGUCACAGUUUGCUCAUCUCAGCAUGAAAUCUGUUCGCAACUAUGGUGUCAAGUGAACGAUGAGUGUGUUACGAAUAUGCGGCCCACAGCACCUGGUACAAAUUGUGGAAAACACAAGUGGUGCCAAAACGGAAAAUGUGUGCCUAUCGAAGAAAAAACCCCUGUUAAUGGUGGCUGGGGUAAUUGGAGUGACUGGAGUACUUGUUCACGAUCAUGUGGUGGAGGAAUUUCGAUGCAAUUACGGGAGUGCAACAAUCCAUCUCCCGCCAACGGAGGUACGUUUUGUAUAGGUGAAAGGAAAAGAUACGUUGUUUGCAAUACAGAGCCAUGUCCUGACGGUGAACCAAGCUUCCGCGCCGAACAAUGCAGUCACUUCAACAAUGAAACCUAUGAUGGACAGAAAUAUAAGUGGCUCCCAUAUUUCGAUAGAUAUAAUCCCUGCAAACUAUACUGCACGGACGAAGAAGACCAGGUGAUUGCCAACUGGGCGGAUAUAGUUGCAGAUGGCACUCCUUGUAAAAUUGGCACCAAAAAUAUGUGUAUCGAUGGAAUAUGCAGGAAGGUAGGCUGCGAUUGGAUUGUGGACUCAAAAAAAGAGGAAGAUCGCUGCGGUAUUUGUGAAGGAAACGAUGAAAAUUGCGAGAUUAUAAAGGUAUGUCUAGAAUAUAAUCCUCAACUUUCCUUUGAGCCUGUGCAUUUUCAGGAAGAAUACAAAACCGAUUUCGACAUAAUUGAUGGAUAUGUUGAGAUCGCAACUAUUCCCAAAGGAGCUCGUCACAUACUCAUUGAGGAAAUGACAAAUUCAGAGAAUUUUCUCAGCAUUGGGAAAACUAAUACAAGCGAAUUUUACUUAAAUGGAGAAAGACUGAUUUCUAUGCCGGGAGAAUUUAUCAUAGCUGACGCCGAAAGCCUAUACGACAAGGAGGAAAACCAAGAGUUGAUUAAGAUUCCAGGACCAAUUAUGCAUACAAUUUCAAUAUUCGUGAUUGUACGAGGUUCUGCCCAGAAUAACGGUAUUCGCUAUGAGUUUAUUCCUCCAGCAAAAAAUUCGACUUCUGUGAGAACGUACGAAUGGAAGUUGGGUGAUUGGACUGCUUGCUCAGCAACCUGCGGGGGAGGAGUUCAGUAUCGCAUGCCAUUAUGCUUCAAUAAUGGAAAAUUAUCCUCCGACGAAGAUGAAUGUUGGUCCAACGCCGAAAACGAGCGGCCCAAACAAAUAGUCCGUGAAUGUAACUUGGAUCCUUGUCCAGCUCAUUGGUGGAUAGGACCUUGGCAACUUUGUCCAGUCACAUGUAAAAAGAAAGGUGCACCGGAUCCAGUCAAAAGACGUUCCAUUAUAUGUUUGGAUCAAAACGAAAUAGUCUUGCCAGACAGUCGUUGUGAAGUAGAAAAGAAACCCAUCGAUACCGAAAAAUGCGGUGCAAAUAUUCCUCUGUGUGAAACAGAUGAUGAAGAUAUUGACCUGAAUAGUGAGGGCGACAUUGUUGAGGAAGUAGAUAUGACUAAUGCCAUUGCUAGUAGCAAGCAAUCAAAUUUCGAAUUUGACAAUAUGUUUUGAUUUGGCAUUACCUAUGACUCCUUCCCCAACAAUGUAGAAACAAAUGUGGCUGCUAUUACAGGGGAAGCUACUAUUCCAUUACUGAUAGUGACAAACUUAAUUUAUUACUAUUUCUUAGAGUGUAUUUGUAUUGAAUUUAAAUAUUUUUUUAAUUAUAAAUUGAAUGUAUUUAUUCUGCUUUGAUCGCCCAGUAAUGCAAUAAUAGAUUUAGGAAACCAGAUAGUCCUUAAAUUCGCCCUUCACUAACAUCAUGACCUCAUGUGUUAUAUUAACAUCCGUAGUAUUCAGUCGUCUGCUUCCGGUAAAUUCUAUUUAUACAAAUAUUAAAGAAAUUUGUGCGAUAUUUUCUACUUUUAUGUACUUAUGCAUUUUCAGUUAUAAUUUAAAUGUAUUUUUUACCUUUUAACUGAAUAAAAUAAAAAGCUUUAUUAU